AAAAAUUAUGUUUCAGAAGAUGCUCAAUUAAUAAUUGAAGAAAUAAGUAGAUGAAUGUAUAUAAAUGAUAGUCGGAAGAAUAAAACAGAAGAGUAGUUACAGAAGUUGAAGAAAUGGAUAAAGAGAUUAAAACAUUAUAAGAUAUUUCAAACCUGAAAGCUCGUUUAAAAAUGAAUCAAAUGGUAAAAUAACCAUUUAAGAAAAACAAAGAAGAACCUACAACUUCUAUUUAUGUGGGAAAGUUUGAAAAUUAAUUAAAAUCAUUCUAACAAUAGACAAUUAAAAAAUAAUCUCGUAAACCUCUUUCGAUUGAAAAGAAUAGUACUAAGUCUGUAUUAAUGCCAGCAACAACUGAAAGAUAUGAUUAUAGCAAUUUUACUUAUACAAAUUUAAAGGUUGUUGGAAGUGGAUCAUUUGGAGUAGUAUACAAAGUAAAUUAUAUAUAUUUAUAUUUGCAGGCUAAAGUGAAUGAAACUGGAGAAAUAGUAGCUAUUAAGAAAGUAUUACAAGAUAGAAGAUAUAAAAAUAGAGAAUUAUAAAUACUAUAAGAAUUAGAUCAUUAAAAUGUAUUAAAGAUGAAAUAUGCUUUUUACACUCCAGCAGAGAAUAAAGAUGAAAGUUAUUUAAAUGUAGUUAUGGAUUACUUCUCAGACACUCUUUAUUCAUAUAAUAAAUCAUUUAUAAAGGAUUUUAAGAGAAUGCCUGAACUUUUAGUUAAAAUUUUUAGUUAUCAAUUAUUGAGAUCUAUAGCGUAUUAAAUAUUAUUAAUUUCAUAGUUAUAUUUCUAUAUUAGGAAUAUGUCAUAGAGAUAUCAAACCACAUAAUGUAUUAGUUAAUCCAGAAACUAAUAAAUUAUAAUUAUGUGAUUUUGGAAGUGCCAAGAGAUUAAUAUCAGGUGAACCUAAUAUAGCUUAUAUUUGUUCAAGAUGUUAUAGAGCUCCAGAACUUAUAUUUGGAGCUACUGAUUACAAUACUUAAAUUGAUGUUUGGUCUGUAGGUUGUGUUAUUGCUGAAUUAAUAAAUGGUGAACCAUUAUUUUUAGGAGAUUCAGCUGUUGAUUAAAUGGUUGAAAUUGUAAAAGUGCUUGGUACACCUUCUAAGGAAUAGAUCUUAAGUAUGAAUAAAAAUUAUGAUAUGCAGUAGUAUUAAUUUGCUACUAUUAAAUAAAGAGAUUGGAGAAGAGUAUAAUAAUUAAAUUAAUUUUAUAGGUAUUAAAAACUAAAGAUCCAAAAGCUAUAGAUUUAGUUUCAAAAUUAUUAACUUAUUGUCCUAAAACUCGAUUCACUCCUCUUUAAUCGUUGGCACAUCCAUAUUUUGAUGAAUUGAGAGAUUAAUUUAAAACAAUCUAAAGCACAAUCAAACUUAGUGCUUCUGAUCUAUUUGAAUUUUCAAAUGGUAUUAAUUUAUAUUUAAAAUAUUAGAAGAAACAUCUAAAAUGACUUAAUAAUAAAUGAUAACAUUAAUACCAGAUUGGUAUGCUAAUACUUCGAAACCUUUAAAAACAAUUUGCUGA
Paramecium primaurelia is the source of this 1513-nucleotide messenger RNA. The record is from the annotation of a GenBank genome assembly. Lineage: Eukaryota; Ciliophora; Oligohymenophorea; Peniculida; Parameciidae.